Messenger RNA from Rhizopus microsporus ATCC 52813, 1681 nucleotides. RefSeq lists its product as uncharacterized. The transcript has 3 exons. The record is from RefSeq and is a predicted model, not a curated record. Gene Ontology annotation, biological process: regulation of DNA-templated transcription. NCBI's taxonomy places the organism in Eukaryota, Fungi, Mucoromycota, Mucoromycetes, Mucorales, Rhizopodaceae. Bases 34 to 1656 code for a protein of 540 amino acids. Gene Ontology annotation, cellular component: nucleus. Gene Ontology annotation, molecular function: DNA-binding transcription factor activity, RNA polymerase II-specific; zinc ion binding.
CUUUUUUUCUUUCUUUCUCUUUUUCAUUUUUUUAUGUCUUGUCAAUCCAAUUCAACCAACAAUAAAGACUUGAGCUGUCUUCGUUGCAGAAAAAAGAAAGCCAAAUGUUCCAAGACAAGACCAAGUUGUACACGAUGCCUUCGCUCAAAUCAACCUUGUGAAUACCCAGAUGCACCACCGAAUCUAACAGAUCUGUCACAAAAAGUCUUGACGCUCUAUGAUUCACUACGAGAACUCGAAGGCGAAUUUUUAGUCAAGUAUAUGCAGAAUAUGGAACCAGAACUGAGUGAAGAAGAAUCGGUAGAUGCGACACCUACGAUUGACACUACACAAGAAGAACAUAUCACGAUAGAGGAACCUGCUGGUUGGUCAAUGUCAUUUGGAUCUUCAGGCCUUUGUCUGCAAGCCGUCACACGCAAUCUAUUUGAAUAUCGCAUUUUUAUUAAAUCCAUAUCACAGCAACUGAUCAAAGGAUUCGGCAUGAAUUAUUUGCCUAAACUAUGGGAUCCAGAUGCAGAAGGAUAUCAUAGCGAAGAAGAUAUCGAGGAAGAGUUGGAUGAGGAUGAGUAUUUAGUGAAAAUACCCGCUGUGCCUAUUAGCCAAUUACUGAAAUCAAUGGAAAUAGAGGCAGCAAUAAAGAAGGAUAAGAUGAAUGAUAGAGUCAUACAGCGAUUUUUACAGUUGCAUUUACCUCACAUGAUUCAGCAUGUUGAGUCUAGAGAAUUCAACAAGGAAAACGGAAAAUAUGAUCACUUGGUGACGAUCAUGCAGCACCUCGUGCCUUUACUAAAAGAAAGGCGACUACCCAAAGAAGUAUAUGAGCUAUGUAUGAUUACAAGUUAUAUCGUAUCCAUUCAGUUACUCGCCAAACCAACGAUGACUUCAAGCGAGGUGAUAACACCAGCACCGCUACCGUUUAGUAUAUGGCAAGAUUGCAUAAACUAUCUUUGUUUAGAAAUGAUUGAGUUAGUAUUAAAAAAGGCCGAUAAAAUACCACAUAAACCAGUAUGCCUAUGUUUAUUGUUAUUAGCUUGGUAUCAAGUAGAUAUUAAUAAGACAAGAAAUGAUGUAUUAAUUGACCUUGGAAUAAGAUUAUUAUAUGAGGAUUGUGAUACAUCAAGCGAACUAAAGGUCAUGAUGAUUCAUCUGGACAUGUACUCAUCCAUCUUUCAGUCAAGAACAAGUUGUGCACUUGAAUUAUGGUCAACGAUAGAUAGAAAGGAUCAAUUUAGAGAAACAGGAUCAAUAGUGAUGUUGUAUAAAGCAAUACGUCUACUCUAUUCAACAACACAAUUGGAAGAAGAGAGAAAGAUUGAUGUGGAUGAAAUAUUGACAAUGAUAAAAGAAGUCGAGAUACAAGAACAACAAGGACAAGUGAACAUGAUUCAUUGGGUGACCAAGUUAUUAUUAUUCAGGCCUUUUACUUUAAUUAAUCAAGAAGAACAAACGUUGACCAAGACUACAUUUUUAGACAUGUCAUUAGUUGCAGCAGAUAGAUUGUCAAUAUGUCUUGGUAGAGAACAAAUGAGCGAUUAUUGGAUAAGGACAAGUAAAUAUUUAAUAGAGGAUGUGGGAUGUAGAAUCAAGGAGAUUUUUAUACAAGAUCAGCAAGUUAUCAAACAAGUAGAUUCAAUACUGAAUAAAAUAAUGUUAUAAACUUUGUACUGUGAUGGGUUUAUUA